UUCUGUGGGCGCAGGCCCCAGUGCUUGUGGAUGCCUCGGUUGAGCGCUAGUCACGCUAGUACCAAGGCGGCCGUCACGUUUUCCAAGGUGUACGGAAUACUCCACGCCUAGGCAGCCUGUACAAAGUACAUCGUCAUUCCUCGCCUCGUGCUUAGAACCCCCUCAAAAAAACUUUCAAGGCUACGGACUGAUCUCAAGGUUUAGAUAGAAGGCUUCGACGAUCUUCCUUCGGAACAUGCUGAAAACAAGGCGACAACACCAUGAGGGGCAGUAUCCGACAUGACGCCGAAUUCCAGUUAUCCCCGCACGCCCGUUGGUCCAUUGCACUGCCGGUGCCGCACAUGAUGUACCGGUAUAUAGGUGUACUAGAGGUACCAUGUUGAGCCUUCGCUGUCGUGACAUUGAAUGCAUAAAGCCCUUUUUCGAAUUCGUACCAUUGUAAUAAUCAAUCAUGCCUCUGUCCACUGAAGUCGUCCAGAAUCUCAAAAAGUCCGUCGACACAGCCUGCGCGGAUCCCAAGACAUCUAUCCCAGGAACCAGUGUUGUAGUUGUGGGAAAAGAUGGCAAAGAACUCUUCGCGCACGCCGCUGGUAAGAGAGGAGCUGCAAGCAGCGAGAACAUGACGCUUGACAACGUGUUUUGGAUCGCAUCUUGCACUAAGAUGAUCGCUGGCCUUGCUUGCAUGCAGCUCGUUGAGCAAGGAAAGCUGCAUUUGGAUGAUGGAGACGAGAUGGAGACUUUGGUUCCGGAGUUGAAGGAAACCAAAGUGCUGCAGAAGGAUGGUAGUCUGGCAGAGAAGAAAGGGAAGAUUACGCUGAGGAUGCUCCUGUCGCAUACUGCUGGUUUCGGCUAUACCUUCUUUAACGAACAACUGCGCGACUUUUCGUCGCCAGACAGCUUCCAUAACGAAUUCUCGGGCAGUGUUAAAGAUAUCCUCCAACCGCUGACCUUCCAACCGGGAGAGGGAUGGCAAUACGGUGUAAACAUUGAUUUCGCCGGUCUGGCUCUCGAGCGUAAGACUGGCCUGUCUCUGAACGAUUACUGCCUCAAGAAUAUCUUCGAGCCGUUGGGAUUGAAGAACAUCACCAUGUUUCCCACCGAAGACAUGAAGAAGCGGCUAGCGCAUAUGCACCAGCGAAACCACGAUGGCAGUCUGGUUGAGCGCGACCACCUCAUGCUCAAGGUCUUGGGAGCUAAGACUGAUGAGAUAAGCGACAUACUCAACAGUGGAGGCGCAGGUGCUUUCGCGAUACCGUCGGACUAUGCACAAAUCAUCGCGACCUUGCUCAACGACGGCACAUCACCAAAAACUGGCGUUCAGCUGCUGAAGAAAGAGACAGUCGACCUCAUGUUCACGAAUCAGAUCCCACAAUUCCCUGACUUCGGUCGCCAGGGAAUUCCAGCAGCCAAGCCCGAUCUCACAAACCCUAUUUCCGACGUAUAUCCUGUCGAAGGAAAUCCACCCCAGGGAUGGGGCCUGACAUUCAUGUUAUCUAACGGAGGUCCGACUGGCCGGUCCAAGAGUACUGGGUUCUGGGCCGGUCUGCCGAAUUGCUGGUGGUGGUGUGAUAGAGAGAAGGGAGUCGGCGGAAUUGUAUGCUGUCAGAUCCUGCCGUUUGGCGAUCCCAAGGUGCUUGGGUUGUGGUUCGACAUUGAGACGCAGAUCUACAAAGCCCUGGGAGCUUGAUCAGAUGUCAUGUUGGGUGGCUUUGCAGCCAUUGCUUAUGCAAUCGGCCCGUCUAGUUGUGUCGGAUUCGGUCGGAGGGACAUGAUCGUCAGCGUUCUGAUUUCCAAGCUCGCGUCAAGUUGC
Alternaria alternata is the source of this 1810-nucleotide messenger RNA. Its product is annotated as beta-lactamase/transpeptidase-like protein. The transcript has 3 exons. The record is from RefSeq and is a predicted model, not a curated record. NCBI's taxonomy places the organism in Eukaryota, Fungi, Ascomycota, Dothideomycetes, Pleosporales, Pleosporaceae. The coding region runs from base 452 to 1687 and encodes 411 amino acids.